GGUUGUUGCAACAGGGCGCUUCUCUCUGCUUGCUGGCUCUGUCUCGGCUACCCUGACAUGGCACAAAAAUCUUUGACAUUUUUCACAUUUUUGUAAAGUAGCCCGACCUCGCUCUCUCUCUCUCUGACUGCAGCAAAUUCCGAAGCCACUGUGCAGAAUCAGCAACUGUCUCCUCUGGGAGCGUUAUCAAGCACCUCUGCUUUUUACUUUUAAAAUUAUUUUAGUCAAAAUGAGCGAGCGAGGUGUUGCUGUUUUGUCCUCCUGUGCAGCUGGUACGGGGGAGAGUUGCAGAUUUGAGGGGUACAUUAUCGGAGCUGGCUGAAAACAUAGGACGGAGACUUGUUGCUUGGACACAUUUAUUGAACAGAUUUCUAGCCUCUACAUUUCAGAUCUUCACUUGUGUAUGGAGGCUAGUUGGAGUGGUAGUGAGGGGGGAGAUGGGAGUGACGAUCUGGAGCGGAUGAGCGAUGGUGGCGACCGGCCACAAGAGGGCGACGCAGAGGGAGUCUGGAGCCCCGACAUAGAACAGAGCUUUCAGGAGGCCCUGGCCAUAUACCCACCAUGUGGACGCAGGAAAAUCAUACUGUCAGACGAGGGCAAGAUGUAUGGGCGUAAUGAGUUGAUUGCCAGAUACAUCAAGCUGAGGACCGGCAAGACCAGGACACGCAAACAGGUCUCUAGCCAUAUGCAGGUGCUGGCCCGUAAGAAGGUCCGAGAGCUUUCUACGGCCAUCAAGGUGACCAGUUUGGACCCCAGUGUGAAGGAUAAAGCUCUCCAGAGUAUGGCCUCCAUGUCGUCAGCUCAGAUCGUCUCGGCAACGGCCAUCAGUAACAAACUGGGACUCCCAGCUAUGCCAAGACCUGCCUUCACAGCAGCCGCCACAGGGCUUUGGCAGGGGAUGAUCGCAGCAGGGCAAGCAGGAUCCUCACAAGAUGUGAAGCCCUUCCUCCAGCAGCAGCAGCAGCAGCAGUCCUACUCCAUCCAACCAGCCGUCACCACCGCCAUCACCACUCCCGCGUGGCAGGGUCGUUCCAUCGGCACCUCUAAGCUCCGCCUACUCGACUUCUCCGCUUUCCUGGAACACCCGAGAGAAUCAGACGCCAACUACAAUAAGCACAUGUUUGUCAACAUGGGCCAGUCCUCGUACUCCCAUUCGGAUCCCCUGUUGGAGUGUGUUGACGUGCGUCAGAUCUACGACAAGUUUCCCGAGAAGACGGGCGGCCUGAAGGAGCUGUUCAACAAGGGCCCCGCACACGCCUUCUACCUCAUCAAGUUCUGGGCGGAUCUCAGCUGUAAUCUUGAGGAGGACAGUGGCGUGUUAUACGGCGUGAGCUGCCAAUACGAGAGCUCUGACAACAUGACCAUCACGUGCUCCACGAAGGUCUGCUCUUUUGGGAAGCAGGUCGUGGAGAAGGUGGAGACGGAGUAUGCUCGUUUUGAGAACGGUCGUUUCGUGUUCCGCAUCUCUCGUUCCCCCAUGUGUGAAUACAUGAUCAACUUCAUCCACAAACUCAAACACCUGCCAGAGAAAUACAUGAUGAACAGCGUACUGGAAAACUUCACCAUACUACUGGUGGUGAGCAAUAGAGACACGCAGGAGACGCUGCUGUGUAUGGCGUGUGUGUUUGAGGUCUCCAACAGCGACCACGGAGCACAACACACCAUCUAUCGCCUGAUCAAGGAGUGACACACACACACACACACACACACACACACACUACCCACACUACCCCCCUUCCCCUCUCAGCUGGCUUCCUAUUGGUUGAGAGCUUAUACUGACAGGAUUCACGAGUUUCACGCCGUCCCGUUACGGGGGGGUGGGGUGUGUGUGUGUGUGUGUGUGUGUGUGUGUGUGUGUGUACUGUUUGGCUGUACUGUUUGCAUCUUACGCCAUUCAGAAUGACGGCUGCCCCACGAUGCACUAGCUAACGAUACUCUGGGUGCAUCCCAAUAUGUGUCCUUGCCUCCUCCACUUGUGCUUGUCUCCUCAUCCCGCCUCCUGGCCCCUCCUCCGUGGAGAAAACGAUAAAGUUUCCCAGCUGUCAGCCUCGCCACAACAACUUUUGAGGGACUGUUUCUCAUCCACCAUCCCAAUUGCAAAUGAGAAAAAGACUUUACAAUUGAGCUUUUGCAAGAUAUUGAAAUAUAAUGCUGUUGUCAGUGAUGUCAUCAUGACGAGAAGCAAGUGGAGGAGGCAAGUGGAGGAGGCAAGGUCACAUAUUGGGAUGCACCCUCUGAUCCUGAUGCAACUGCAACACCGUCUCGUUACGCUGCCCUACAAAGCAAAACGGCAGUAACUGCGUUGUUGUGGUAAAUGAGUUACUAUGACUUUAAUGACGUAUAUCAAAGUUAAAAUUUAAAUAAAAUGAUUCAUCCACACAAAAGGUGGUAAUAUAAAGUAACAAAACUGCUGAAUGUCAAUAAUCUCCCCAAAACUACUUAGACUGGAUUGCAGUAUCAUUUAAAAGUCAUUUUACUCAGUUUGGAGCUCUGCGCAGUUACUGCCUUUUUGCUUUGUAGUGCUGUACUCUCAUCUUAUGCCGUUGAGAAUAGCCGCUGCCCACGAUGCACUAGCAAACGAAUACCCACGAUGCAACUGCACGGAUCUUACUAGCAGCUCACAGCUGGUCACCGCGUUCCAGUAGUCCAGAAGUGGUUAAUAUUGAAGAUGAGGCGUAUUAAAACGAGUGUUUUUGUUGUUCUUUUUUUUUUAGGUAGUCAAAAUAAUGUAACCUACAAAAAGCAUCCAUGAACCCCACAACAGGGGGUAGCCUUACCGCAGAAAUACACCAGCGGCGAUGCGAUUCAAGCGACAGAGUGCAGCAGCAAGCAAUACGAGCGAUUGAGGAGACUAGAGUAUGUCCGUACAGGCAGAAGGCAAAGCAUUCAAGCAUUCCCAUUGGCUGUGGUCACUGACCUCUAUACAGUCAUUCGGCUUGUCGCCGAACCGCGUCAUAGAAAGUUGAAAAAUUUCAACUUCAAACUGUCGCGCUCGUCGCGCAAAUAGCUCUAGUCUCCAGAAUCGCUUUUGUCGCGCGACUCAAUACAAAGUCAAUUACUUCCGUCGCUCGACUCGCUCAGAUCGCCGCUGGUGUAUUUCUGCGGUAAUCCUGACGGCCUACUUCGAGUGAAAGCACGUAGCGGUUAGCGGUUAGCGGCUAUCCUCUGCACUGGCAGGCAGCUGGGGCUGCACGAUAUUAGUAAAAUAUGCGAUACACGGCAACAUGACUGUAUACUGCGAUAUCAAUAUUAAUCGCGAUGUUUAAUACAUGCAUAUAUUUUCCCCUCUCUACUUGCCAUUCUACACUUUAUCAUGUACAAAACAACGGAGAGCAAUGUUUUAUUGGCAACAUUAUAUUUUAGUAGGAAAAACAUGGCUAAUAUACAGCAUCAAUUUUUAAUGCAUUUUUUAAUCUUCUCACCAUAUUUGCUAUUAUUACAAAUUAAAAACUGUUUGCGAUAUGUGCACAACUUUUGCGAUACAUACAUCGCAAGCUGUGAUAUCGCGAUAUCGAUACAUUUUCGAUAUAUCGUGCAGCCCUACUGGCAGCUGAAUUCCGAAUGACGUAAGACACAAGUACAGCCCCCCCGGCCGUCACGAGGUGGCGUGGAACUAGUGAGAGUACAGCCCCCCCGGCCGUCACGAGGUGGCGUGGAACUAGUGAGAGUACAGCCCCCGCUGCCGUCACGAGGUGGCGUGGAACCAGUCAGUCCCUUUAACUGACAGCAGUGGCAGUGCCUCUAGCCCCGCCACCGCCCCUCCCCCCCAGUGCGUGUCGCUGGCGUUUGGGCCAAUCAGAUUUCUCCUUCUAAUUAGUUUGUUUCCUUUAUGUUCUAUUGGAGCUGUUGGCUAAUGUUUCCUUUACGUUUAUGGGAUAUUGUAGACGUGUCUUGGUCAUGUUUCCUUUAUGGCUUAUGUAUUGGUAAUGUUUUGUUUAUGUGUAUUGUUCUUCGUGUGUGUGUGUGUGUGUGUGUGUGUGUGUGUGUGUGUGUGUGUGUGUGUGUGUGUGUGUGUGUGUGUGUGUGUGUGUGUGUGUGUGUGUGUGUGUGUGUGGGCGUAAACAAUGUGUUAUUGACUGUGUUACGGUACUCCUGUGAGGUGUGAGUGUUAUCCUGGGAGAGUGUGUGUGUGUGUGUGUGUGUGUGUGUGUGUGUGAGAAUGAGCAUAUUCUUAUACUCCUGUUCCAAAGGCAAGUCUGUGACCAAGAGCCUGUGCUUAACUGUGUGUGUGUGUGUGUGUGUGUGUGUGUGUGUGUGUGCGUGUGUGUGUGUGUGUGUGUGUGUGCCUUAAAAAUUACAGUAGAAAGAAAACAUGAAAACACUAUAACACUAACUGACACUAAAUUACUGGGUGCGUGCCUGUGUGUGUGUUUGUGUGUUUGUGUUUGUGUGUGUGUGUGUUUGUGUGUGUGUGUGUGUUUUUGCGUGCCCGUGUUCAGAUUUUAACGCCUUAAUGAAUAUUAAGCAGAACUGUAGCCCCGCCCACUCCUUUAUUACCAUGACAACACUGCCAAAGGUGACACACCCAGACCUGUGCCUUAGACUAACCGCACACACACACACACACACACA
Engraulis encrasicolus (European anchovy) is the source of this 4572-nucleotide messenger RNA. It is a transcript of the gene tead1b, whose product is annotated as TEA domain family member 1b. The coding region runs from base 404 to 1687 and encodes 427 amino acids. Gene Ontology annotation, biological process: hippo signaling; embryonic organ development; regulation of transcription by RNA polymerase II. The transcript has 14 exons. Gene Ontology annotation, molecular function: DNA-binding transcription factor activity, RNA polymerase II-specific; RNA polymerase II cis-regulatory region sequence-specific DNA binding. NCBI's taxonomy places the organism in Eukaryota, Metazoa, Chordata, Actinopteri, Clupeiformes, Engraulidae. Gene Ontology annotation, cellular component: transcription regulator complex. The record is from RefSeq and is a predicted model, not a curated record.